This is a messenger RNA of Lingula anatina, 2806 nucleotides long. RefSeq names its product DEP domain-containing protein 7-like. The record is from RefSeq and is a predicted model, not a curated record. Gene Ontology annotation, biological process: intracellular signal transduction. Lineage: Eukaryota; Metazoa; Brachiopoda; Lingulata; Lingulida; Lingulidae.
GUGGAUACACACAAAGCGAUUCUUUGUUUACGGAUAUGACGUCAAAUAAUGCAUGUCGGGAAGGGUUUGUUUAAAAUACAAUGGCGGCCUCAUGGAAAGGUUCGCCUCUGUUAUUAAAUUUUGAAAGACGGCACAGCUAUGCUAAACCAGGAGGUCAAUUUAAAGCAACUCAGAUGUGGAAUGAGCUGAUUGAAAUCUUGAGACACCGAGUUGAUGUCAAACGUCGUAGAUACCUGAUGAAGUACUACGAUGACUGUUUCACUGGGUCAGAUGCUGUGGAUGUGAUGCUCAGACAUCUUUUAGAUGAAGGGCAGGCAUGUGGGAAGGAAAUCAGCAGGGAGAAUGCUAUUAAACUGUGCCAAACUUUUAUGGAUAACAACAUAUUUGAACCAGUAUGCAGCAAAGCCAGUUCAAGUGAAGAAAAGAAGCCCACGUUUGAAGACAGCAGUAACAAGUUUUACAAGUUUAUAGAGCCGCCUGAUUCUGAAUAUGGCUUCAGUGAUGAAAACAUUGAUGAAGUAGAUACAGAUAUGAUGGACAAUCAUGAAGUGAAGGAAACACUUCCAAGAAAAGAUACAAAAAUGAGAAUUCAUAAAGAAGUGGAGCCUGAUCUGAUAGAUGGAGAGGGAGUGUACAGUAAUCCAGUGGUGGUGAAUCGCCAGGGACAAGUCUUACAGGAGAUCAUCAAUAUCAAAGACUCGAUACGAAAGAGAAGCUCAGACAUAUCAGACUCUAUGAAAAGGAAAAGCAGGGAUUUUGUCAAAAAGAACUUUACUCCGGAUGUAUUUAGGAGUCCACCUAAAAUUGCCUGGCAGGGCAAUCAAGGGACACCUCUUUCAGACUGCUUAAAGAAGAGACGUAUACCUGCAGAAGUGAAAGAAGAGCUAUUCAGAGAGGCAGCUUUGGCAAAACUUCUAACGAUUAUUGACUUGCCAAUGCUAGAUGGUAUCUUGAUGGAUGCCAGCCGAGAGAAGAAAGCAACAAGGCAUAAUACUGUUAUAUUCAACACAGGUCAUGCUAGUCCCUGUUAUAUUGGAUCAGAAAGGCCCAGUGAUCCUUGGAUAAAGGGAGCCCUGAGCCUGCUGGACCAUAUCCCAGCAGGCAUCUCCGUCCUCACCAGCCUGGCCAACGAGCUUAUGUCGGCGGAGGAGCAGAAGUGGAGGCUGUUUCAGACCCUAGCAGGCCACUACAGUGCAAUGCCCCAACCCUUGCUGUCAGACAAGUGCCUGGAUCUAUAUGUUGGGAUCAUCAAACUGAUCAGCGAAGGAAAGCGGUCUGGCUUGGAAGCUCUUCAACUUAGCAUGUUACUGUUGCCCACGGACAUAAGAGCCGAGUUAAAGAAGCUCCUCAAGUUCAUGCAAGUGGCAGCUUCUGAUGGUGAAAUGAAGCUUGAUCCAAAGCUUAGUAACAGAGAGGCAGUGAAUAACAUAUUCACUGGGGCUGUCUUCAAAUGUAAGCUGCUUGCUCCACAGCCUACAAGUCUUCUGGUCAUGUUCAUGAUGGACAACUGUGAUGCUGUUUUUACUACUCCUAAAGACAUUAAGUUCAUGGUUAUGCAAAGCUUACAACAGAUGAAGGGCUCUGAAAUGGACCCAGUUGUUGCUGAAACCUUCACAUAUUGCGACAGGGUUACGCAGGAGGAAUACAAGAAACAGAUGGAGGAUUACACGGAGCAGUGUCUGCGCAAGAUUAUGGACGGCAUUCUCGAUGAUACAAGCAUUUCCCUAAAAGAAAAGAAAAGUCGAGUGAAGCAGUUUCAAAGACACCACCCGUACAUUUUCAACAAAUUCUUUUCAGAUUUAAAAGAAUGACUUGCAGAUCUUCGACAACCAAAUGAUUCUUCAAGAAAACAUGAGAUUCAAGUUUUAAAAACUUGACAUUUACUUUGUGUUGUGUUAUGUGUUAAUGUUUGAGAAGUAUCUGGUAUUUUGUGUUGUUCUAAGCCUUACCUAAAGUGAUAGCAUUACAGCAACGUGAUAUUUGUUUUAAUUUAUUCAUUUCAUUCUGUCUCCUUGAUCUCAUUUGUUAAGAAAUUAUUUUUAUUUAUAAGCCCUGUAAUAUCUUACAAAUUCAGUAAUAAUUUACAAAAAUACAUACAAAUAUGUUUUAUUGCAUUUACAGUGAAUAUUGUUAUUAAGCACUUCAAAAACUGAUGGGGCACUCGGUGGCCAGCUGGGUCUCUGACUCCCAUCAAAGUCUGUCAAAACAAAAACUAUAGUUGAGUGCCAUUACAUGUAGUACUGGUUAAAUGCCCAUAGGAAUACUCAGAGCGGAGGUACCUCCGUUGCAUAAGAGAUCUGGGCCUCUCCAAAUUGCUCUCCAUUGACCCAUUAUCUGUAAAUAAUACUUCUUGGGCGAAUGCCACCGCCAAACAUAGUACAUUAUGCAUUGGUGGGAGAAACUUCAUUAGUGCACACUGUAUUGGUGCCGUUGUUACUUAAAAACAUUGAUUUCAAUCUUUCUUGCAGCAUUUUGUUUGCCACAUACCCGGUUUUGUAUCUCUUUGGCGCCUUGGGCCAAACUUACUGGAUAAACCCUUUAUUUAUCGCUAUUUGAUUUUCUUCUGCGCUUGUUAUCAUUUGCACUCUACAGUUCAAUGAUAAUUGUAUUAAAUAUCUAGUCGUGUAAUUGUGUAUAAAUGUCCAUUUUGAUGUAUAUAAAUUUAGAUGCAAUAUGUGUUAAUGUGACUAUGAAUUCUUACCAUUCUGAUACUUUGAUAUAUUUUAAUUUCAAAUUUGGAUAUAAUCCGUUAAAUCUCAUGUAUGUUUGGAUUUUUCAUGUUAAUAAAAUAUCUCUGAUGGUGUCA